GGGGGUGUGGGGGGGCUGCUGGGGAUGACAACAUAGUGGCUCAGGAGCCUGGUGGUGGUGGCGGCGGCGCUGGCUACAACACACACACACGAGGGUGUAAUAUACCACGGCAGCCAUGACUACCAUGUUGGCCACUGCGCUGAGAGGAGCGGCGCGCCCCGCCAGGACCUUCCUGACGGCCCGAGGUCGCCCAGCACUGGAUGCCGCUCGGUGGCGGUCGCACCUGCCCUUGAACACUGUAGUGUUGUUUGUGCCUCAGCAAGAGGCUUGGGUGGUUGAGAGGAUGGGCAAAUUCCACAGAGUGUUGGACCCUGGCAUAAACCUGUUGAUACCCAUAUUAGAUAAAGUGAAGUAUGUACAGAGCUUGAAGGAAAUAGCAAUUGAUGUUCCAAAGCAAGCAGCGAUAACUUCGGAUAAUGUUACCCUGAGUAUUGAUGGCGUCCUCUACUUACGAAUCCUUGACCCAUACCGAGCAAGUUACGGAGUAGAAGAUCCAGAGUUUGCCAUUACUCAGCUUGCCCAAACUACUAUGAGGUCUGAACUUGGUAAGAUCUCUCUGGAUUAUGUCUUCAGAGAGAGAGAGAACCUGAACAUGAAUAUUGUUGAGGUAAUAAACAAGGCCUCCGAGGCCUGGGGGAUUACCUGCCUUCGUUAUGAAAUACGUGACAUUAAAUUACCACAGCGUGUACAAGAUGCAAUGCAGAUGCAGGUUGAGGCUGAGAGAAGAAAACGAGCAACAAUUCUUGAAUCUGAGGGAGUGAGAGAAGCAGAGAUUAAUGUUGCCGAGGGAAAACGACAAUCCCGAAUUCUUGCAUCAGAAGCAGACAAGAUUGAACAGGUCAACAGUGCCAAAGGUCAAGCUGAAGGACUUAAUCUUCUCUGUGAAGCAUUAAUUCAUAAACAAGGUCUAAAUGCAGCCUCCCUCUCUCUAGCCCAAGCAUACAUUGCUGCAUUCCAGAACUUGGCCAGCAAGAAUAAUACUCUCAUAUUACCAUCUAAUGUAGCAGAUGUCACUGGAGUAGUUGGGUCUGCUGUCAGUGUCUAUCAGACAUUGGCAAAGUCUUUAAAAGUUAAUGCCAGUAGCAAUGUUAAUGCUAGUAGCAAUGUAGAGCCAGAAGCUCAGGUUAAGCAUUAUGAGGAAAACGAAGAAAAAUAGAAAAUUACUGUAUUGGAGAUAUUUACUGUUGUAAAUGUCUCAUAUUGAUUGUAUUCCUAUAAAUAUUAUGCCUCCAUAAGAGUGAAUGAUAUAAAACUAUACAAGAAAGAAUAAUGGAUGAGACAUUGUAAAUGAUGGUAAUAUCUCAUGAAUCAUUCAUGUACAAUUCUGAGAUCCAGGAUAGGUUAACUUUCUUUACUAUACCAGGGAUACCAUAGAAUGGGUGAGCCAGGUUAAGUUUAUUAUUGGUUAUACUGAAAUAUUUCAAGAAAACCCUUGUUAACUAUCAAUAAAGGAUGUGCAGAA
Messenger RNA from Procambarus clarkii (red swamp crayfish), 1462 nucleotides. RefSeq names its product stomatin like 2 (gene Stoml2). Gene Ontology annotation, cellular component: mitochondrion; membrane. Gene Ontology annotation, biological process: mitochondrion organization. The record is from RefSeq and is a predicted model, not a curated record. Lineage: Eukaryota; Metazoa; Arthropoda; Malacostraca; Decapoda; Cambaridae.